Molecule: messenger RNA, 4034 nt
Organism: Teleopsis dalmanni
Lineage: Eukaryota; Metazoa; Arthropoda; Insecta; Diptera; Diopsidae
Biological process (GO): protein targeting; protein import
Cellular component (GO): membrane
Molecular function (GO): ATP binding; ABC-type protein transporter activity
Source: RefSeq, a predicted model, not a curated record
CAGGAUGGAGGAGAUGGGAAAAAUGGAGUUGAUGGAAAAGGUAUAAUAAAUUCCGAUUUUUGUGAAAAGUUUCCACCCGUUUCUAAGCUUUUUUGCUAUUCACGUUGGAAAAAUGUAGAAAAAACUAUUAAUAGUAUCAAAUCUGAUUUACAAGAAAUAAAAAUUGGAUGGUAUAGAGAUUGGACUUUCUGUGAUCCUUACACUAAAAAUGUUUUCAAUGAUAUUCAUGAUGCAAUUAUUGCUGAUGGUGAUAUUUUUCUAAAUACUAUCACAGAACAAGGAAAUGAGAUCACAUUUUCCUAUCAGGCACCAAAUUUGUUUUACAAUUGUCAAUCAUUUUUACUUUACAAAGGCUCAUUAGGUAAACCCGGAAGUCCAGGUGGAAGAAAUGGAAUAGGCGGUCAAGGUGGAUAUCCCGGCGAUAUUAUAGUAAGAAAUGUAGCAACAAAUCAGCAAAUUCUUGUGACAACACAAUCCAAAGAAGGCACAGCGGGAAAAAAUGGAAAAGCAGGAAAAUAUGGUAAUCAUGGGAAAAAUGGUUGGGAUAUGGGUUAUAUUGACUAUUCAAUUGGUGAUAAAUGGCCAAAAAUUUUCGGAACAGAUCAGAACAGUAAACUGAUGUUAAAAUACCAUGAAGAUAAUUCAUCAGAACGAGUUCAUUGUCCUUACAAAAUUGACAAUUAUGAUAAAUAUUCAUAUGUUGAAAUCACAUCUUCGAAUAUCAUGGACAAAAAGGAAACAAAAUAUGAAGAAAGGAACAGUGAUGAAUUAAAUCGAAACAGACAGCAUCAUGCGCAAGCUGUUCGAAAAAAAAAUAUUUCUCAAUCUAAUAUAGAAGCCAAUUACUCUGUUUAUUGUAACAACACUACUGAUAAAAAUUCUAUAAAAAGUAUGCAACUUGAAAUAGAAAAAAUCAACCAACAAAUUCGUCAAGCAAUGACAGAAAAUCAGGAAGCACAGAAAAACCAAACGACUGAGUCCAAAAUUGAGUGUAAAUGGAAGUUCAUUAAACAGAAAGAUUAUAAUUAUAAAGAGCGGAAGGACUUAAAACGCAUUAUUAGAUCUGAUCGAACUGAUCGAAAAUCUAUUCAGGAUUUGCUCAACGAGGUUAAAUGUCCACAAUCAAAUUUCGACAACUGGUUCCAUUUACAAGACAUUGAGAUAAAAAUCGACGAAAUAAAUGAGUUCUUAUCAUAUUUUGAAAUAUGGAAAAGUGAAAUCCUUAAAAAAGGAAGUAAGUUGACUAAUACACAAAAUAAAUUGAAAGAAAUAGAAUUACUUUUGAUUGACAAGUAUAGAUUUGCCACUCUUCAAGUAAUUGCAAUGCAACUAGUAUCCCAUAAUAAAGUAAAAUCUAAAAUAGAAUUGACUGCCGAAACUGUAUUAAAGUAUCUUGUUAAAGACAAAACAAAGAACAACGACAUAUCUCAUUCAAUUUUGGGAACUCUAAGUCAAUAUCUAUAUGAAGACAAGAAGGAGCAACGUGAAAAGAUCGUUAACUAUUGUGAAACAGAUUUGCUGAGUUGUGAUGAAAACAUUCAAAGUUUUAAACGUUCCAUUCAAGUAUUUAUUUUAGAAGAACGAAAAUCUGAAGUAGAUUUUCUCGACUGUUUAAAAAAAUAUUUUAAUGAAUAUACUCAAUUUUUAGAAGAGAAGGAUCACAAAUUCAAAACAUUUUUUUGUGCAUUUAAACGAGAACUAACUAAGCCGUUGCAUAGAAAAGUAUUAGAUUUGUGGAAUCGAAGCAUUAAAGACGUAUCUUUAAAACAAGAACUAAAAAAUAAAAUAAAAAACGAUAAAUUAUUAAAUGCUCUGUAUAUACGUUUUAAUAAACAACUUACUCUUCAAUAUGACUGGGAAAAAUGUUGUAAAGAUAAAGAUGUUCUGAAGGAGUACUAUAACUAUAUUCGAGGAAAAGGGCCACUAUCUAAAAGUUAUAGAGAAUUAUUGGCUCAUUUAUUUAAUGUGAAUAUUAGAUUGUACAUUUCUGAUAUAAAGUACGAUUUAUCUCUCCGAGACAAUCACAAUCCUUCAUCUAAAAUUGCUAUUCAUGCAGUGCAAAUUUCAAAUGAAUUCAUACAAUAUAGUAUCGACGAAAAUUAUUUAAAACUUGUUGAAGAACGUGAAUAUAGUAAUAUUCUUUUCAAUAACAUAUUAAGAGACCUUCAGUCUUGUAAUAAAAAACAAGAUUUCGAUGAUUAUUUAAAGAAAAAGCUUUUUCUAAAACAAAAUAUUUCUCUACAAAAUGAAAAAAAAGUUGAUUCUGAAGAAACCGAAGUAGAAAAAAUUAUGGAAUUUUUUUCUGAUCAAAAAGAACAACAACUAAAGACACGGCUGGAAAAAAUCAAGUCCCAAUACAUCGAUCAACAAAAAAUUUUGCAUUAUAUACUAAAGCGGUUCUGCACUGAAGGAAGAAAUAUAUCAUAUGAAGAAUUCAGCUACCUGAUUAACUCAAUUUUAAACUCUGUUGUUGAAGACAGAAAGGAAUUGAACAUUUUUUGUUGGAUUACUGCCGCAUAUAACCAACGAAACUGGAUCGACGAAUUGUUAUUAUUACAACUUGAAGACCAUUUUAGGAGUCCAUUAAAAGAAAUACGUAAGUGGCGGAAGUACCUAUCGAAAAUAGAAAACAAAUAUAUAGUAUUAUCAUUUGGAUUAAAAUUGAGUCAAGGAAGUAAAAUAUCUUACAAAUUUGUCGGAAACACGUUACGUAUGUUAUGUAAUAUCUCGACAGAAAAAAUUUCUUUAGAAGGACUAGAACUAUCUGACUGGCAUUAUACUCUUAAAGAAGAAUACUGGUUGUCGAAAUUGCGGCGAUUAACAAAUUGGCAAAAAAGCGACCAGCUCAUAAUAGCUGCUUAUUAUCUAUUGUCUGUAGAAAACUCCUUCGGUACCGAUUUAACAGAAAAAUUUCUAAAUAUUAUGGAAAAGAAAAAACAGAAUCUAUCUUCUGAAGAACUUCAUAACAUCUUAUCAAAUUUUCAUAACGAAAAGUGGAUACUGGAUAAGGAAGGAUUAAGAAACCUUCAAAGCUCCAACAUAAAUGAAUGGUCACAAUUUAUGCAACUGAAGUUUAUUAAUAAUAGCAGAGAAAGAAAUUUUUCGGAUCUGGUAAAAAUAAUUACAAGUAGCGCAAAUACUUCAAAAAAAAUUUCUAAGAACUUAAGAGCAAUUACAGAUUCCAAUAAAAAUAUUUACAAUGAAAAUUACAUAUUCAACAAAAAAAAUGUGAAUUGUUUUACAGAAAAUGAUAUUAAAACUUGGGUUAAGAAAAAUUCAGGUUGUAACGAAUUGAAUGUAACACUUUUAGUAAUCAAUAGAGCAAUACAGCUAAAGCGAGGAUUUAAACUCCGUGCCACUCAAAUAUUAACUGUGCUAGCAUUUUUAACCACCGAUCAAAGUACCUUAGCUCAAGUAUCAACCGGAGAGGGAAAAACUCUCAUAAUUGUAGCAAUAUCACUUAUAAAACUACUACGAGGAGAAAUGGUGGAUAUAGUAACAAGUUCUUACGUGUUGGCCAAACGCGAUUCAGAAACUAAUAAGGACAUAUACAACUUGUUUGGUUUUGAUGUGUCUCACAACUGCAGUGAAGACAUUGAGAAAAGAAAGGAAAUUUACUCGUGCAACCAAAUAGUAUAUGGUGAUCUAUCCAAUUUCCAACGUGACUAUCUAUUGGAUAGGUUUUACGGAAAAAAUAUUUUGGGACAUCAUGACUUUGCCAACAUAAUAGUUGAUGAAGUAGAUAGUAUGCUACUUGAUAAAGGUAACAAUAUGCUAUACCUAACUCACGAUAUCGCAGACUUAGAUAAACUAAGUUCUGUUUUUAUUUAUAUUUGGCAAUGGAUUAAGAGACCAGUUAAAAAUUCUGACGAUUUUAUAUCUCUAUUUGAUACUGAAGCAAUAAAAGAAUCAGUAUUAAACGAGCUAUAUGGAUAUGUGAAAAAAGAAGACAUCGGAAAUCUUGGAUCUGAUUUACAUUAAGACCGAAAAGUUUUCGGAAAUUCUCAUUUAAAAUUCGCGCGCUGUAUAUUUUU